CCGGAACGGGCGGGGCCGGGCCGGGUGAGCGGGGCCGGGCCGGGCCGGGCCGGGCCGGGGCAGGGCGGGGGGUCCCUGCGGACCCGGGCGGGGGUCCCGGCGCGGCCCACGCGGGUCCCCGUUCCCUGCGGCUGGCGCUGAGGCCCCGGUGCGGGCGGGCCCGGCCGGUGACCGCCGUGUCCCGCCCUCGGCAGGCAUGUGGUCCGUGCUGUGGGCGGCCGUGCGCUCCAAGGCCCCGUACGUCACCUUCCCGGUGGCCUUCGUGGUGGGGCUGGUGGGCUCCCAGCUGGAGUGGUUCCUGCGCGGAGACCCCCCGGCCACGGCCCAGGAGGAGAAGAGCAUCUCGGAGCAGCGGGAGGACCGCAAGCUGCAGGAGAUCGUGGGCGAGGACGUGACCAAGGUGGUGAGCCUGAAGGACAAGCUGGAGUUCGCCCCUCGGGCCGUGCUCAACAGGAACCGCCCCGAGAAGAGUUAAUAACAAAGGGUGGUUUGGGCAAAGGCGGUGCCCCGGAGCGGCUGCUGGGGACCCCCUGACACCGCACUGCUUCCACCGGCCUCCCUCUGCACCUGCUGCUCCUCACCCGCCCUCCCGGGCCCUCCGCAGGGUCAGGUUUGCCCCAUGGAUUUGCUCCAGGUUUGAUUUCUUCCAUGGUGUGGAGGUAGAAGUUUGGACCUGAGUGCCAUGGUGGGGUCAGGCUGACCGCCAGUGACAGGAAGAGCUGCUGCCCUGCUUCCAGAUCCCCUGUGGCUCUUGAUGAACCCCAGUACAGCCCACGCCACAGUGUUACUGCAGCAGCCAUGGAGCUCUCUGAGACCCCUGUCCCUGCAUCAUCCUUCCCGGGGAUGCUGACAGGGGGAGGUGCAAGUCUUAGUCCUGCUCCCUUGUGGUGCUCUGAGCGUGGCAAUGAGUUGGGAAUGGGGAGAUCUCUGCCCUCUGCACAAUAAACUUCUGUCAGUC
This is a messenger RNA of Oenanthe melanoleuca, 958 nucleotides long. RefSeq names its product small integral membrane protein 12 (gene SMIM12). The transcript has 2 exons. The record is from RefSeq and is a predicted model, not a curated record. Lineage: Eukaryota; Metazoa; Chordata; Aves; Passeriformes; Muscicapidae. The coding region runs from base 197 to 475 and encodes 92 amino acids.